AUGGCGACCGUCGCGACCAUCAGAGGGCCAACGCACGUGCUGAUAGUUCCGUUUCCAUCAGAGGCCACGAUCCGCCUCCUCGACCUGACCCCGCAUCGCCUCCACCGCUGCCUCCACCCUGGACUCAUCCCCUCGCCUCUCACUUGGGUAUUCGCCGCCUCGUCUUCUCUCCUUUCCGGUGCUUUUGCUCUCUCUGCCACGUACUACCUCUGGAGAGAAAAACCCAUGAGGAACAACCUCCACGAUGACUUCGAGCUCCUUUGCUUCCAUAAGCUCCCCGGUUCCUCGACCUAUCCCUGGUGGCAGGUGUCUCCGUUGUACCGUAGUUACGUCGAUGGAGAUGCUGAGUCCGAGCAUUUGAGGGAUGGGUUUCUGUGUAAUAUACAGAGCUGGGGACUUAUCGUGAACACUUUCUCUCUUUCGUUAGAGAGGAAUCAUUUAGAUUUUCUUCGCAAUUAUCUCGGUCAUGGUCGCGUGUGGGAGGUGGGGGCCCUUACUUACGCCGCGUCACACGAUCGCUCGGCGAAGUGGUCGAGCUCUAUCUCGGCGGACGACAUCGUAUCCUGGCUCCACGGUCACGAAGAUCGUCAGGUGUGUACGUGUGCUUCGGCAGUUAAGCUUUUCUGA
Molecule: messenger RNA, 627 nt
Organism: Prosopis cineraria
Lineage: Eukaryota; Viridiplantae; Streptophyta; Magnoliopsida; Fabales; Fabaceae
Product: UDP-glycosyltransferase 89B2-like
Exons: 2
Coding region: 1-627 (208 amino acids)
Source: RefSeq, a predicted model, not a curated record